UCAGGCGACAGCCCGGAAGCAGCGGAAGCGGGUGCGUGGAGCGCGGCCCGGGGCGAGCGGGUCGGGGGCGCGGAGCCGCGGCGGCUGGGCCUCGGCGCACCCGCAUGCGGCGCCCUCGCUGACCCGCCAGCCCGCCGCUGCCGUCUCCCGCCCGCUCAUGGAGAAGGCCGGGCGAGGCGGCGACGACGGCCCCCGGGGGCCGGUGCUGCACAUCGUGGUGGUCGGCUUUCACCACAAGAAGGGCUGCCAGGUUGAAUUCUCUUACCCGCCCCUGAUUCCAGGAGAUGGACAUGACAGCCAGGCUCUGCCUGGCGAGUGGAGGUACUUGCCUUUCCUUGCUCUGCCAGAUGGCGCUCACAACUACCAAGAAGACACGGUAUUUUUUCACCUGCCACCCAAAAACGGAAGUGGAGCUACAGUGUAUGGAAUCUCUUGCUAUCGACAAAUUGAAGCGAAGGCACUGAAAGUACGACAAGCAGAUGUCACCAGGGAGACUGUUCAGAAAAGUGUCUGUGUCCUAAGUAAGCUGCCUCUCUAUGGCUUACUUCAAGCAAAACUGCAACUCAUCACACAUGCAUAUUUUGAAGAGAAGGAUUUUUCCCAAAUUUCCAUUCUAAAGGAACUUUAUGACCAUAUGAAUAGUUCCUUGGGAGGAACUUCAUUGGAAGGAUCCCAAGUCUACCUGGGUUUAUCUCCUCGGGAUCUAGUGCUUCAUUUUCGACACAAGGUCUUAAUUCUGUUUAAGCUAAUUCUUCUUGAAAAAAAGGUUCUCUUCUAUAUUUCUCCAGUGAAUAAGUUGGUGGGUGCCCUGAUGACUGUGUUAUCCCUUUUUCCAGGCAUGAUAGAACAUGGUCUCAGUGACUGUUCUCAAUACAAACCCCGGAAAAGUAUGUCUGAAGACCCUGGGCUUCAAGAAAGUAACCCCCCUGCCAUUGAUUUUGUGUCCGUAUCUGCUCCUGACAUGCCAGAUACCAACUCGGGCACUGUCAGCAAAAUGGUGACAGGAAACCGUGGAGGGCAUGCCGCCUUCAAGACUGAGGAGCCUUUGUUCCAAGAAGAAGAUGCCAGCAGCCAAGGACAGGAGCCCAAUGGCAGCAAUCAGUAUUUGAAACCUCCUUCUCACCCAUCUCCAGAAUCUUCAGAAAGUGACUGGGAGACCUUGGAUCCUAGUGUCCUAGAGGACCCCACCUGGAAAGAAAGAGAUCAGAUGGAGUCAGAAAAAACAAACUCGUUUCCCAAGAACUCAGUACCCUCAGUCAGUCCUCCGAUUACCGUACAGCCUCAGGCUAACACAGGCCACGUGGUCCUGAUCCCAGGGCUCAUUUCUGGCUUGGAAGAGGACCGGUAUGGCAUGCCCCUGGCUAUCUUCACAAAGGGCUACCUGUGUCUGCCUUACAUGGCGCUGCAGCAGCAUCACCUUCUCUCCGAUGUCACUGUCCGAGGAUUUGUUGCUGGAGCCACUAACGUCCUUUUUCGACAACAGAAACACCUCAGCGAUGCCAUCGUGGAAGUAGAAGAAGCCGUGGUCCAGAUCCACGACCCAGAACUCAGAAAGCUGCUUCACCCAACCACUGCAGACCUGAGGUUCGCAGACUACCUGGUGAGACACGUGACUGAGAACCGGGACGACGUCUUCCUAGACGGCACUGGCUGGGAGGGCGGCGACGAGUGGAUCCGAGCCCAGUUUGCAGUCUACAUCCAUGCGCUACUGGCCGCCACGCUGCAGCUAGAUAAUGAGAAGAUACUGUCAGACUAUGGCACAGCUUUUGUCACUGCCUGGAAGAACACACACAACUACAGGGUUUGGAAUAGCAACAAGCAUCCGGCUCUUGCAGAAAUCAAUCCAAACCAUCCAUUUCAAGGCCAGUACUCAGUCUCAGACAUGAAGUUAAGAUUCUCACAUUCUGUUCAAAAUAGUGAACGUGGCAAAAAAAUUGGAAACGUCAUGGUCACAACCAGCCGGAAUGUUGUCCAAACAGGAAAAGCUGUUGGCCAGUCGGUUGGAGGAGCUUUCUCCAGUGCAAAGACCGUUAUGUCCUCGUGGCUGUCCACGUUCACCAGCUCCACCGCGCAGAGUCUCGCCGAACCGCCCGAUGGGAAGCCCUGAGCAGGGGUCCCGGAGGCCCCGUUGCUUUCUUAGGCUGAAGCGUUCCGGGCCUUGUGCUGCUCCCAGACUGUUCCUCACCGGCCACAGAUCCACAGCGGGGCUGCUGUGUGUGUUGAGCUGUUUACAUGGACGGCUGCCCUUUGUCUAAGUGACUGUCGGGAGAUGCUGAGAAGAUGAGUCCCAGCCUCAGUAGGAGGACACCGGCCUGGGGUUUGAAUUGACUGCUUUCAUUUGUCUGAGCCUGAUGAAAAUACACUGAACCUACUCAUGAAUUUUAAGUUCUGAUACUAUGUAUUCGUUUACUUGAGGAGCGUUUUUGCAAAUGUGAAUUUUGGUGGGGUUUUUUUUUUUGUUUUUUUUUUUGCUUUUUGAUUAUCCAGAUGGUCAUUGUAAUUUAUCUUUGCUGAAAUUAAGUUAUAUUACUGUUUUGACUCAAAAGUUGACCCUAAAAUGUGCUUAGAAGUUUAAGGGGGCAUAGAGUCCAACCCGUUGCUCUUACUUUUCUGAAGUUAUAUGAUAACUGUUCCUCUUUGUUGCUUUUCUACCCAUAAGACACAUUUACCGACUCAGACCCUCCAGAAAGGUGGAGGUCAGGAGUGGCGGCUGUGAGCUGGGAGUGUUUCGCUCCUGGUGAUCUGUUCUUGCCCAGCCCUUAAAGGUUUUUUUUUCAGGCCUCCAGAAUUGUCCGUGCUUUAUUCCUCUUCCUACUGCACGUGAGUGUGCAGAGACUGGCGGGUGGCCAUGGCAGUGUGGGGCAGCUGCAUGGCAAUGUGUGUCGGGGUCAAAACUUAUUCUGUCAAUCUCUUGCGGGUAUUUUUAAAUCCAGAGUUUGUGCCUUCUGUUUCUUCUUUUGAACAAAUCUUCCAUUGGCUGUUCACAGACCUGCUGGUUAUUUCUGAGUCUAACUCAUCAUGAAACCUUUUGAGGCGCUCGGCCUUCCCAACUCCCUGACUGAAACACUCUUCUAAAAGCAUUUUGAAAGAAAAGGAAGAUGUAGAUAUUAAACAAAAGCCUCAGCUUACAUUUGAAAGGCAAGAAGCAAGAGAAGAGAAGAACACUAUGGCCACGACACUGGCCAUGUUUCCUAAAGGACGUGGCUUUCAGUUCAGACCUGGCCACGAGUGUGCUGUCUGGCGCUCUGGACAGCAGUGCCUCACUCCUUGUCAUGCGCACUCUCACUUGCUUCUCUUCGUCUUUUUUUUUUUAAGAUUUGAUUUAUUUAUUCAUGAGAAAGAUAGGAGAGAGGGAACCAGACAUCACUCUGCUACAUGUGCUGCCGGAGAUCGAACUCAGGACCUCAUGCUUGAGAGUCUAGUGCCUUACCCACUGCGCCACUGCCCGGACCUCUCUCACUUGCUUUUCAAAGGGACCUGGGUGGGUGUUCUCAGGGAGCCCUGACAAGAGACAGGCUGCUUUUUUGGUAACAGGAUAUUUGAAAAAUACAUUGUGAAUACAAUCAGAAUAUGAUAUUAAGAAUAUUGGGAAACUUACAGGCCUGAUGAAGAAGGACACUGAUUGUAUUUUAUCUAUCCCAAGAAAACAGUUUAUAGGAAGUGUAGGAAUCAUUUGAAGACAUGAGAACCAGACAUGCAGACGUAAUGUAAGUAUCCUUCCAUCUUCAAUUCCAUGUGUCUAACACAAGUCUAGACAGAUCUGAAAACUUUGAACAUAGUAGUUCAAGAAUUCACUGAUGACAAAUCAAAGGGCUUAUUCUGAGAACUCUGUUGAUUCUACUACUAUUAGGAAAAGUUAACCUUCUCAGGAAAUCUUAUUUGAAGAGAGAAAAGUAACACCAACCAAACCUUAACAAGUAGUCGGUGUUGCCCUGGGACUAUAAAGAAUCCACUCAGCGUGUGGCUGCACGAGGCCAUGGCAUUUGGCCGGGGAGAGAGAGAGAGAGAGAGAGAGCACUAGUGUGCAGCUGUCAGCUCAGUGCUCGUCUGCUGAGAAGGCAGCCCGCAGCCCGCUGGCUCAGUGUAGUUUGUAACUUCAUGUACUUGGAGGAAACGCCCCCGUCUCACUGUUCAAAAGCACUCCAUCCACAUCUGAUGAAUACCACUGAGAUUUUUUAAAAAGGCACAUGAAAUUUAACUUUGUUUUAAUACCACUUGUCUCCCACUUUGCUGUAGACUUUAAUCAAACUUUGUAUGAAUGUUUCAAGUGAAGAGUUGAACUCUUUUUUUUUUUUUUUUUUUUUUCCCUGCAAGAAGGGUGCAUCGUUCCUGGAAGUACCAAUGCCAGGUUGAUGCAUGGAGUGAACGGAGCAAGCCCCUAUUUCAUCUCCUGAUUCCAAAACUCCAUUUAAUGUAUGGCCCUUGGAUAGAGGGUGUAUCAGAUAUGAAGGUGAUACAAGGGUUGAAGCGAAACUGUAACUGGAUUUCCAAACAAAGUGAGUGUCCGAAGACAAGGCUUCUCUCCUAGAAAUGUUCAGGAGACAGGCCACAUGUGUACUUGAGGUUUGGAGAGGGCUGGAGUUUUCAGGGAGUGUAGCCCGGGCCCCCCGCGGGAGCCAGUCUAAGUGAAGGCUGUGAGCCUGCCUGCUUUCUGCUGCGGCCCCUCUCCCUCCUGCACUGGCUCUGAGCCCCAGGAACCAGCACUGGAGCACUGUCCAUCUAUCACCAGUGAGGUUGGGUGUUUGGGUUUGUCGUGCUUGUUCCAGUGCUUUUGUGUCUAAAGCUGAGUAUUUGUAAGUAGGCCUGAAGGAGCUGGGGUCCGGUUAGCCUGUGUCGGGGUACCAGGCACACAGACUGCCUGAUAGGUUGGUGGUGGCUUCCCUGCCUUCUAGAAACUUGCAAGUACUGUUUGGAACAAGUUCCUGCCAUGCUUGAGUUUCCGCUAGGCUCUGAUCACAGUGACGAAAGUGAGGAAAAGAGUUAAGGCCAGGUGAAUAGGAAAAGUCUGUCAUGGUUAGGCGUAUCAUUGUUUGUUGUUUAAUAUAUCUUAAUGAGAGAAAAACAGACCAGAGCAUUGCUUAGCUCUGGUUUGUGAUGGUGUUAGGGAUGGAACUUGGGACCUCAGAGCCUCAGACAUGAAAAUCUUUUGCGUGACCAUUAUGCUGUCUCCCUACCCUGUGUGUCAUUCUUUGCACGUGUAUUUGGCCCACAUAGCCAGGAUGUACAGCUGGCCCCCAAUCUGUUAGUGUCCAACUACCUCCCCAUCCCUAAAAUAAUUCUUAUCUAACUUUUGCUUUAAGGACAUCAGUGGUAUUCUUGGGCAGCAAACCAGAGCACUUGCUUUCUGAUUUCUGUAUUAAGCAUCAAUGUUUAUCUGUGUACACGGUGUACUUUGGGAAGGCAAGGAGAGAAGGGAAAGAAGUAAAAAGUCACUUAAAAAAAAGUACUUGAAAUCUGAAUGAAAAAAUUAUUUUAAGAGCAGUAUUUAAUAUGCUAGAUUCCAAGAAUCCUUUUUAAAAGAAAUCACACUUACUUUGCUCAUCCAGAUUUUUUUUUAAUUUGAUACUGUCUUCUUUUUUCAUCAUUAUUUAUUUAUAAAAAGGAAACACUGACAAAACCAUAUCCAUAUUUUUAAGUGAAGCUAUAGCAUUAGCGGGCAGAUUUUCUUUUCUCUUCCCCCCCUUCCCCGUUGUAACGUGUGCUCAACCAGGUGCGCCGCCACUCAGCCCCUGCCCCCCCUUUUGCCGUAGUGUUUGUGGAAAUUGUGGAAGCCACAGCCACUAGUCCUUCUGGAAAUGUCCAGCUCUGUGGGGCCAGUGAGUUGAUCCUGAACCGCUUCCACAGUUGCUGAAAGGAGUCCAUUAGGACGGUAGCUGCUAAGUAUAAAGAGAUGGAUGGAUGGACUCAAAGUGGCAGCACUGUUGGCACGCUCUGCUUCUGGGACUACAGGGUGCAGCGUUCACGGCCCUGCCACCUGGCUUCUCAGAGGUGAUUCUCAUUCCAUGUGGCAUCUGUGCCAGUGUUUGGUUGUUUUGGUUUUUUUCCAAGUCGUUGUACAUCGACAUUGUUUCCUAACUUUCAACAUUCCAUAAACAUUUGUCAGCGACAAAGAAAGGGACUGUGGAUCUUGAUUCCUUUCAUAUAAAUAACUUGUACACAUGACUUCUUGCUUCCAUUAAGAGAAGAAGCUCGUUCCCUUGUAUGGUAACUCCAAAAUGUAAGAUAGUGCACAUAUAAGGGACUGACUAUAUUUUGUAACACUCUAAUGCAUUUGUAUUUCUGUGCUGUUCUCAAGUUUACCUUUUUACUUAUAUUAAUUAAAGAUAUAGGAACUAUAUAUUUCAGUCAUGUAAGUGGGGCACAGUUGAAUAUUUCCAGGCUUUUCAUCAACGCUUCACACAGUGUGCUGCUCAGAUAUUUUUGUGUGCAAUAGAAACAUUUGAACAUUUCAGUCAGGUACUGAGCCAGAAAAGGGAACUGAAGUUUUUAGAAAGUAUUAUUGUUUUCUUGAAACAAUAAUUUAUAGGUGGAAAAACAAGAUGAAGGUUUACGUAUGUGUUUGGGGCUACUUGGCCAUUGCUUCCUGGGUUUAGGAACAGUCCAUUGAUGGGGUGGUGAGGCAUUUACUGCUUCAGGAACAGCUGGAAUGUCUGAGACUAGAGGCGUUCCACAAGCCCUUUUUAAGAAAGUGGAGCUUAGAAAACUAAGUUUAGCUGCAGUGCAUAUCAUGAGCUAAGAGAAAAGUUUCUCUUUGCUCUGUUAGCUUUAUAAUUUGGUACUAGUUAUUUGUUUCUGUUGCUAUUUGUUUAGGAAAAAUGUUAAAAUAUAAAUCACAUCUAAUCAUACUGAGCUGUAAUAAAAAUUCUGUAUCUUUAUUUUAAGGAAAAUCAGAAAUAAACUGAUCUUGUCUCACACAC
Molecule: messenger RNA, 6917 nt
Organism: Erinaceus europaeus (western European hedgehog)
Lineage: Eukaryota; Metazoa; Chordata; Mammalia; Eulipotyphla; Erinaceidae
Gene: AVL9
Product: AVL9 cell migration associated
Exons: 16
Coding region: 158-2107 (649 amino acids)
Cellular component (GO): cytoplasm
Source: RefSeq, a predicted model, not a curated record